Messenger RNA from Penicillium cinerascens, 1305 nucleotides. Its product is annotated as DHHC family palmitoyltransferase. Gene Ontology annotation, biological process: peptidyl-L-cysteine S-palmitoylation; protein targeting to membrane. Gene Ontology annotation, molecular function: protein-cysteine S-palmitoyltransferase activity. Gene Ontology annotation, cellular component: endoplasmic reticulum; Golgi apparatus. Lineage: Eukaryota; Fungi; Ascomycota; Eurotiomycetes; Eurotiales; Aspergillaceae. The transcript has 5 exons. Bases 1 to 1305 code for a protein of 434 amino acids. The record is from RefSeq and is a predicted model, not a curated record.
AUGGCCACCCAGGCGCAGAAGCGCGUCAACCUUGCGGUCUCGAGAAUCAUUCCGCCCGUCUUGCUCGGCGUCGUCGUCUACGCGAGUUACGCAAUUACGAAGCCAUUAUGCAUUGACUAUCUCAUUCAUCCCCUUCCAUCCUAUAACCGAGGCUCUCGAGUCGGCGCCGGCGCCGCUAUUGUGGCCAUCUACUAUGUCCUCCUAAUACCCAUGGUCGCGACUUACAUCCGCCUCAUGUAUAAUGUCUUAUGGAAGCCGGGAUACCUUCCCUUCGGUGCCGAACGUAUCCGGUCCGAUUCCGCCUCGCAGGACCACAAACAUCCGCACGGAAAGCGCCGUCGCAAGAGGAGUUCGAGGAAGGCUCGAGAUGCAGAGAAGCAGGAGCCGACCGAGACGGACCUUGAUGGGGUGGACCUUGACGGGAUGGACCUUGAAUGUGGUGUGAACAGCCACGCUGGAGGAACGGCAUUUGAGUUAGAUCCAGCUGGCCUGGAGAGGUUCUACACGAAGGAUGUUUUUGUUUGCCAAGACGACGGCCGACCGCCGUAUUGCUCAACGUGCUGCCAAUUUAAGACGGACAGAGCGCACCAUUGCCGUGAGGUCGAUCGCUGCGUGCGCAAAAUGGACCAUUUUUGUCCUUGGGUCGGCGGUGUGGUGUCGGAGACAUCCUUCAAAUUUUUCAUUCAGUUCGUUGCCUAUACGGCUAUUUUUUGUACAUUUACUCUCAUCGUGUCUGCGUAUUUCACGGCAGAGCUCAAACGCCAGACCGGAAGCGUGAACCCUCAUUGGUGCGUCUGCAUUGGAUUGAGCGGACUCUUCUUCAUAUUCUCCGGGGGCAUGACCCUCAGUUCCGUCCAACUAGCCAUGCUCAACAUCACCACAAUCGAAAACCUCAACCGCCACUCCGUCGUCUGGACUCUCGCAAUCCGAGUCCCCGACCACCUCCUCGAGCGACUAUGGGUAGCCGACUCCCCUUGGGCCCCAACAUUCGGCAUGGUAUCCUAUCCACUCGAACCACCCACCCCCACCCAGCCCCCGAACGACCCAUCUACAACAGAGCGCCACGUAUUCGCCAUCCUCCACACACGCCCAGGCGACAACCCCUUCGAUCUCGGGAGCAGCUUCAAGAACAUCCAGCAGGUGAUGGGCUACAGUCUCACAGACUGGCUCCUCCCUCUAAAACACAGCCCAUGUGCAGACCACAGCAGCCCCGAAAGCGCAUUCGCUCUAGGCCCCGUGGUCACGCGACUAAAGCAGGAAGCUGGAUUGGCGCCGGCCCCGGCAUGCCAAGCGUCGACGCAGUAA